Messenger RNA from Hydatigera taeniaeformis, 1899 nucleotides. NCBI's taxonomy places the organism in Eukaryota, Metazoa, Platyhelminthes, Cestoda, Cyclophyllidea, Taeniidae. The record is from the annotation of a GenBank genome assembly.
UUCCUUGUUCCAUCGGCCGCGGUAACCCCCGAUGGUCGUGACCCAAAACUUCGAAUAGUCUAUUUUAAAAGCUCUGACAGCUGUAUCGCUUAUUCCAGCAUCUUUAGCUACAACGAGUCCGUUUACGACACCCUUCAGUAUGUGACUUCUCUUCAACCAACCGUCCUCUCCCCUGCUGAAGUUCGAAUCGUCACUCACUUUAUCGGUGGCUGCAAUGUGCGCGAAGACAAUCGGGGUUACAACCUUUUUAAAUUGUUGGCCGACCUAAUUGAGUUGGCCGACGUCUGUCAAUGUUUUACAGUUUUUGUGGGUCCCCCAUUAGCUGGCGAUUGUACCUUCAUAUCUGGUUGGAUGACUCAAACCUCACCUACAAUUCCUUGGCUGCUGAGACCAUACCAGAUAAACUACCUCUGUCCGGCAACAGAUCCGGCCAGGAAACAUGUUGAGAAUUUUUACACAGGUGUAGAGGAAGAGGCGCGAUAUGCAACAAUUACAAUGACUCUGGAAGUGCAGUCUGUUACGGCCAUUUUUGCGUCCAUGUUGAGGUUUCAGGGUUGGCGAAGGGUGCUACUGCUCUACGAGAUUAGUGCCGACAUGAUGCCACUGUUCUGGAUGGCAGAUAGAAUUGACAUGGCAUUCGAUGCAAAAGGAAGAGUGGGUGCUGCAGCCAAGAUUGUUGCUAUGAAGGGCAUCCACGUGGACUCCAAUUAUAACAUGUUGAUGGCAGAGUGGGCGGACCAAAUUGAUGCUGUUAUCAUACUUGCAAGACCACCAAUUGUCAUCGUUUUACUCGACCAGAUCCAAAACAUUUCGCGAAUUCAAGCAGGUCGUGUGGCCAUUCUGCACUUGGACCCUUCCAAUGCAAUUACUUAUGAUGUGCUCCGCUUCUGGCGUUUCGAACUGGCCCGCAGGUCUCAGUUGGGUGCUGCUGGUCAGAGCUUCUUCAUCAUCACUGCUCUGCCCCUCGGAAUGGGAUACGAUGCCCAGUCGCCGAUAUUUCAAACUAAAACAAUGAUAUCAUUCGCCUCCGCAGUUGCUGUGGCGGUAAAGAUGGUUCAGCAGUCAUUAAUUGACAAUGGAGGCAAAAUUCCUCUCGACGCCAACUUCUUCGGUCCGCUGAUGUCCAACCACCUCCGUGUUCCUGUGAUGCCGGAUGUGGAGUACCACUUUGUGCGGGAUGGUGACUACUUCAGCAACUUGUUUGACAUAUACGCCUUUGAGAUCAACACGCAGCAUGUCUACGACAAGUCAUUCAAGAUUGACACAGCACAAUUCUAUGAAAUUUUUGACCUCGUCUGUGUCAUGCCAGCUCCCGGGUCCAUGGUCUACGAGGUACAAGCCAAAAAGUGGCCACACGAUGGCAAAGGUCCUAACGUGGACAUUUGCCUUCAAUCAGAUUGCCUUGGAGCUAAACUUAAAUCGCCCUUCUUUGCUCUCAGGGACGGUUGUCAACCGGAUGAUUCUCCUACUCCUGAUGACAGGAACAGCCUGCAUGAUUACAACAGUGGUCUCUCUAUUUUUCAGCCCUUUGUUAGUCAGUUGUUUCCUUCGAAUUCACCAAGCAGUCAAAAUACAGAUGUGUCCACUGACAGCGAGACAGAUGGGAGAGAAGAGGCCUUUCCUCCCUCGGACAUUGGACUCUGUCAAAAUUCUAAAAAAGUUGCAAUUUUUAAUGGAACAUGGUUGCACAUAAAGCAGUUGGGCUUGCCAUCAAUCAAUUUGAAGGCAAAAAUGGUCGAACAUUUGCGGACUCUGCGAGAACUUCGCCACGAAAACAUCAACCUCUUUAUUGGUUGCUACGUUGAUGCUGAUUCCUUUAGUUUCGUCUACGAGGAAUGCAGCCGAGGCAGCCUGAGGGUAUCAACGCUUUCAUUAAGUUGUCAGCUUCCCCAAAGUUGA